AGCGGCUUUGAGACCUGGCAGUGUUUACAAAGCAUACGAGACAAUGGCUAUUAUCAAGUCACAUUGAAAUUGACCCGCGGCUUGAUUAAGGAUUCCCUCCCCCCCCCCUUUUUUAAAUCAGAUGGUCAAAAAUAAACCGUUGAUUGACAAUUUCCCUUGAGGGAGGUACCAUUUCAAACCCGCAAUUCAAGAUUUCACCCACUUCAUUUCAAGGUGGUAUCGUUCGUACACACAUCAGGUUGGAAAACGCGCUCCUGCAGAAUGGGUUUGCAAUGAGUUUUCUUUCCCAGUAAAACUAUUUCGAACCGCGCAUUGCGAAAAGAAUUCAAAGUGGACGCCUACGAAAGGGGUUCUUUCACACCAGUGCAGAGAUGAUUCAAAGGCGUGAGGUUGUGCAGUCUGUGCUGAGGGAGCUGCAGGAUGCUACAGAAUGCGUUGGUUUGGGAAGGCUGGUCAGGGCUGCCCUGGUGGUGGAACAUGCCCUGUCCAGUUUUCUCCUGCCUGGCACCUGUAAUGAAGGCCAUCCAGCAGGUGCAGACAUCGACUCAACAGCUAGAUGCCUUUACCCACAAGACGCUCCUGCCCACAUGGUCCCGCUGGCUUGCAAAGGAGAUGGAAAUCUUCUGUUCGAUGCCGCCAGCAUGCUCCUUGUUGGGAACACUAGCCUGAGCUUGGAGCUUCAAGUCAGGACGGUGGUGGAGUUGCUGCUUCGCAAGCGGUACUACCUCCACGGGAUGAUCGACUCCAAAGUCAUGCUGCAGGCAGCCAGGUUUUCCCUGUGUACAGAGGAGUCGGCAGAGCAGAUGAACUUGUCCAUGGCGGUGUUGGAGGCUAUCUUUGAUGCUGACGUGAAAGCCACUUGCUUCCCUGGAACGUUUGCCAAUAUGUGGCACGUCUACGCCCUCGCGUCUGUCAUUCAGUGCAACAUCUACUCCAUUUACCCCAUGCGCAACCUGAAGAUCCGCCCGUACUUCAAUCGACUCAUUCGCCCGAGGACGUGGCCGCAGGGCUCUGAACUGAUGACGCUCCAUAUCAUGUGGUCAGGUGAACUGGAGUCUGAGUCUGUCUUCAAACCUCAGCACUUUGUGCCGGUCAUGCGAACCAAGGAUGCUCAGAUGGGGAGCCCCGAUGAUGAACAUCAUGCCCUCCCUUUAAAGACUUUGGAACUCUUGAACCAGGAUCCCCAGCUCUCGUACUCCAGCCUCAAAGACCGGUACAACAUCACAAAGAGUACUUUCUAUCGGUGGAAGAGGCAGACCCAGGAGCACAGAAAGAAAGCCGCAGCGAGGUACGAGGCCAAGCACUUCCUCCAGAUGUGCUUUGCAGAGGGCAAGCUGUUGCCUCUUAAUCAGUUUAAGGAAUUCUUUCCUGAAAUCUCCAGGUCAACUUACUAUGCUUGGAAGCAUGAGCUGCUCCAGGCAGGCAGUGGUGGUGAUACCUUCAUGAUCACAAAGAAGCAGGAAGUAGGAGGCAAUGGAGAUGUUUUGGAGCAGGAAGGUUGGUCGCCUCCAGAAAGACAUCUUCAGAAUUAUUACGGGAGCGUACCAGUCGCCAACGUCCCGAUCAGCCCCAACAAUGAGAGGCUGGUUGGUGAUCGAGCCCAGAACUUUGCUUUCAUGCAGGAAGCCAAAAAGUGCUUGCAGAACUGUAUUGCAACAAACGCCCUACUUCCAUACAGGAACUUUAAAAAAAGUUUUCCUGGGAUUUCUAGGUCAACCUACUACAACUGGAGGAGAGAAGCCAUAAUGGCCAACCCCGGUUUUAAAGACGCCUUUGGCAUCAGUGAGGAUAGCUUGGACGCAGAGAGAAGCCCUCUUGCAGAGGCACAGUGUCCAGUAAAAAUGGAAGCCCUUGUGCGUUUUGCUAAGGUGACCCGUGGUGAAAGGCAUAAAAAAAGUUUCUACUCCUCUUUUGAGAGACGGAAAAAGCUCAGAGAAGAGGCCAAGAGGUGGGUUCAGAAGUGGGGACUGGCCUUCUCCCAUUUCAAAGUCAAGUACCCUACGAUUUCUUCGUCCUCCUUUUGGUUUUGGAAGAAAACCGUUGCGGUUAAGGAAGCGGAGAAAGCCUUUAACUGGGAUGCAGACUGGUCCAAAUCUUCAGUUUCUACUCGCCCGGUUCUCAGCGAGCAAACCACGCUGGAGAGUGAGCUUGUGCCGUCGUUUGAGCAGAGUAACGAACAUUUGGACAAGAGGCCCUUCAGUCCCUACAAUGCAACGAUCUCGGCGUACACAGUUUCUGAUAAGAGUAUGGAUGACCAGGUCUUUGUCAUGGAUGUUGUAGCCCUUGCAAACUUUAAGGCCAAGGCUAAGCUCUUCCUGCAGCAACGCUUUGAAGAAAAAUCCUUCCCCACAUUCAAGGAGUUCAGGUCCUAUUUCCCCCUCACGCCACGCUCCACCUAUUACAUGUGGAAAAGGGCUCUGCAUCACGGCCUCACGUUAGUACAUGGAUGACUUUUUUUGGGGGGGGGGGAGGUGGCGGGGACAAAUAAUUAACUAAAGUAACAGCAACAGGCUAAAAACUGAAGUCCAGGUUUUCUUUAGCUUGUAAAUCCAUUUUAUUUUCAUGUAAAUGGUUUACCUUGCUAAAUUGUUUUCCAAGCUUUUAAACCAAUUAUUCAGUGUCUGCUUACAAAUGGGUUUUCAUGCUUUUUCUGUUCAGGAAUACUGUAUGUGAAGUGGCACAGGGACACUUUUUCAUCUCCUUGGUUUAAUCAGAUCAUUGCAUUGAGCUCUUGGAUUUGAACACACAACCCCUCACUUGCUUGUUUAUUAUUAUUAUUAUUAUUAUUAUUAUUAUUGUUUAUUUAGCAGACGCCUUUAUUCAAGGUGACUUACAGAGACUAGGGUGUGUGAACUAUGCAUCAGCUGCAGUCACGUAUAACAACUGUUUGGAUCAGUAUUUCAAUUUAAAUAUCCUCUGAAUAGUUCUUUGGGCAAACCCAUACUGUAUAUAAUGUCUUGUAAUUUUAUUUUCAGUGCUUUGGUACCUUUGAGUCGUAGGGGACUUUUUUCCCCCAAAAAAACAAUUAGUUAAUUAUUGUUAUGAGUUUUUUGUGUAAAGAUCUUUCUGCACGGUUUGAUGGUAUAUACAGAUAUAUAUUUUUUAGAUGCAGCCUAUGUAUGUGAAAAUGUAGAACAAUGCCUCAUUUUAAGCGGCACAAAAACCACCACUGAUGUGACAAGGUGUGUGUUAGUUUUCUGUUUGGGGUGGAGGAGGGUGUAAUCAAAUGCAUUCCAAACCGUUUUGAAAUCCACUGAAGGCGGGGGUCACUAAUUAUGUUUAGAAAAAUGAUCACUUUAAUUUGUUCAGAGGCAGUCUACACUGAAUACUGAUUGCAGCUGUGUCCCACAGUAAUCCACAUGUUUAUGGCCACAAUAUUACACAACUGGCUCAGGUUAAUGUGCCAAUGUAUGUUUUUUGGUGAGGUGGUCAACUGACAAUUAAUGUCUUUGUGGUUUUGUGUAUUUAUAUGAGAAAUUGGAGCUGUCUGAUUUUCUGACCGAAAAGCAUGACUAUAAUAAAUCUUAGUAAAUGAA
Molecule: messenger RNA, 3536 nt
Organism: Acipenser ruthenus (sterlet)
Lineage: Eukaryota; Metazoa; Chordata; Actinopteri; Acipenseriformes; Acipenseridae
Product: vertnin-like
Exons: 2
Coding region: 372-2450 (692 amino acids)
Biological process (GO): regulation of transcription by RNA polymerase II
Cellular component (GO): chromatin
Source: RefSeq, a predicted model, not a curated record